This is a messenger RNA of Tinamus guttatus (white-throated tinamou), 2144 nucleotides long. NCBI's taxonomy places the organism in Eukaryota, Metazoa, Chordata, Aves, Tinamiformes, Tinamidae. The record is from RefSeq and is a predicted model, not a curated record.
AUGCCGAGACGCUCCCGGGCCUCUGUGCGCUGCCCGGACGCUGUCUCCAUGGCAACGCAGGUGCCGCGGAGCACAGCCCUUGCGGAUCCCGCCUGCCUAACCCCAGCCACUCGCCACAUCGAGCUGUCCCGGCCGCCCGUGGCAGCUGCAGCCAUGGCCCAGCGAGUUUCCGAGGGCAGCAGCGAGGAGGAGAGAUACACGGGACAGUUCUACAGGGACUAUCGCCAUGGGAAAGGGAUUUGCUACUGGCCUGAUGGUUCAAAAUUCACUGGAGCAUUUUAUCUUAGUCAUAUAGAAGGCUAUGGAACUCUGGAGUGGAAGGAUGGCAGAAAAUUUCAGGGACUGUACAAAUCUGAUGAGCGAUUUGGACCAGGAAUUGAAAGCUAUCCAGAUGGCUGUCAAGAUGUUGGCUUGUGGCUGAGAGAUCAUCUAAUUAAACUAUGCACUGAAGUACCUGGUUAUUUUUUUGUCUUGGAUUAUCCAGAACACUUCAGAUAUCUUGAUGCAAGUUGUCAAAGAAAGUAUAUUUCCGUUGACGAGGACCCAUUUCUCUGUACCUAUAAACGCCUUCCUUUUGAUGACAAGAAUAUUUUGCCUGAAGGAGUCUUUGCCUAUUCCCGUACCACAGAUCAUCUUACUUUGACUUGCACCUUUCUGGAAGAGUGUGAUGCUUCAUAUUUUCAGAAUACCUCAAAGCUGCCUGAGGAGGACCUUUGGUGCUGUGAAGCAGAGUUUGCUUCAGAUGUUAAACACAUUCUCAGUGGAGUCCGCAAUACUUAUGGGCCUCCAGGCCCCAAGGAGCUUGCUUCAGAGAAAUUAAUUCAGAAGGCAGCAAAGGGAGAUUUUGACGGGGUCUAUAAAAUUCUGCGAGAUGAGCUUGCUCAUCCAGACAUAGCAGACAAACAUGGAUACACAGCACUUGCUGCUGCUGCUGUUAGUUCCCACAAUGAUAUUGUCAAUCUUCUUCUUGAUAGUGGAGCUGAUGUGAAUAAGUGCAGUGAUGAAGGAUUAUCUGCUCUCUCUAUGUGCUUUAUUCUGUAUUAUCCAGCAGAAUCUUUUAAGGGUAAUAUUGCUGAGAGGAACUUGCACAGAUACGAGAUACAGCAGAAGAGAUGGACAACAAUCCAGCUGCUGCUUCGACGAGGUGCUGAUCCCAAUGCGUGCAGGAUACCAUCAGCCCUUCUCUUCUUUGCCGUUAAAGCUGCAGAUGCAGAAGCAGUAAAACUCCUCUUAGAAAGGGGAGCCAGGAGUGAUGUGCGCCUUCCACCGAAGUUAGGUGGUUUAACACCUCUCCACAUAGCUGCAUCUCUUCCUGGGGAAGAAGGGAUCCAAAUAACACGGUACCUCCUGCAUUCUGCUCCAGAUCUUGAUGCAAGAGCAGAAGAUGGAAAUGAGGGAUAUGGUCCAGACCAGGUAUUUCAGAUGUCUUCUUCAGUUUGUAUUUCAAAUGAAACAGGACCUCCAAAAGAGUACUUCUCCUCCUAUAGUGGUCCUGUUCCAGAAGAAGGUGGAAGGAGUGCAUUGCAUAUCGCAUGUGAAAGAGAGGAUAAUUGUGAGCAUGCCAGAGAGAUUAUCCACCUCCUCUUGAUGCAUAACGCAAAUCCAAACACACUGUGGAGUGGCCAUUCACCACUUUCCUUAGCAAUUGCCAGUGGGAAUGAUUUGGCAGUGGCUGAACUCCUCAAAUAUGGGUCUGAUCCGAAUCUACCAUUAAGCGGAACAGUAAGAAGUGCCCUCUGUACAGCUGUCAGUAUCAGAUAUGAGCACAAGAGAACAAAAGCUCAGAGGAUUGCUUUGGUUGAUAAGCUGCUUGAAGCUGGUGCGGAUAUCCUUGCACCAGUUACUCUUAGGGAAGGACGGCAAAAAGCAGUCGGAACAGCAGUUGAUUAUGCCUAUUUUGAAUACUAUCAGGACAGGAGAAUUGCUAACACACCAUACCAUGUACUGACAGCAUCCGAGCGGGAGAUUUUUCAAAAACGCCAUUCACUGAUAGAACACAUUACUGGGAAGCUCCGUGAGCGUGUCAUCCUGAAAGAGAAAGAAUGGAAUCAAGAAGAGCUGAGAAAAUCCAAGAAAUUAGAUUCAAAUAUUCGUACAUCUGCUUCAAAGAAGAAAUGGGGGAGCCAUCACAUGGAAGAAGUGAG